AGCAACCAGUUUGGACGCAACCAGCGGAGCUCACUCAGCGUGAACCAUAGUUGUCAUCAGGUUGCUACAACUUUGAGCGAAGGUCAUAACACAAGAGGGGAGAACUGCUGCCUAAUUUCUAUUAAUUUCUGUUUUUACUGAUGCUGGGACGUUGUUAAGCGUUAAGUGUAUAUCCAGCGUGCCUCUGGUCUUCUCUCCCCGGCUGACCAAUGCUUCUGCAUCAGUUCAUGAACGGAGCCCUGGAAGUCAUGCAUCCCUCACCGCUUCAGAAAGACACUACUUUUACCAAAAUCUUUGUCGGCGGGCUGCCGUACCACACGAACGAUGCCUCACUCAGAAAAUACUUCGAGGCCUUUGGGGACAUUGACGAGGCUGUGGUGAUAACGGACAGACAGACCGGUAAAUCCAGAGGAUACGGCUUUGUGACGAUGACAGACCGGGGAGCAGCAGAGAGGGCCUGCAAGGAUCCCAACCCCAUUAUCGAUGGCAGGAAGGCCAAUGUGAACCUGGCCUACCUGGGUGCCAAACCCCGCAGCUUACAGUCAGGCAUAUCCAUCGGAGUGCAGCCCAUUCACCCAGCACUCAUCCAGAGGCAGUAUGGGUUGGCCCAGCCAUACGUCUUCCCACAAGCCUAUGUGCAGCCUAGCCUGGUACUGCCCACACAGGUUUCCAGCUCCGUCAGCUCCAGCCCUUACAUGGACUACAGCGCAGCCUACACCCAGUACGCCCAGGCCGCCUUUGAGCAGCAGUACCCGUACACAGCCUCCCCAGCUGGCUUCCUUGGGUAUAGCUAUGCCACCAGCCCAACAGCCAGCGCCGGACCGGCCGCCGCCGCCACAGCUCCAGCAACCGUCCACCCGACUCUCCCCUCCGCCGCCGGUCCGGCUCAGGCCUUCCUGCACUACGCCCCGCAGCAGCACAUCCAGCCAGACCGCAUGCAGUGAGCCUGUGAAGGAGGAAGAAGGAGCGUUAUAGGAGGAGGAGGAGGAGGAGGAGCGAGGUGGAUGCGGACCUUAGGAUGGAGGAUGGCAAAACACCCAACAGGGUGACCCAGCUAUUAGCAGGGGCUUUCAGGAAAAAAGGGUGGGACUAUUGCACUAUAUGAUCAGGAUGAGCCGUUUGCUCAUUGGUAAAAGGGUUAGGAGGGGUUGGAGGACUGUCAGGUCGGGAAGCUAAACAGCAUAAAGUAUGUGGUCGCUUCCAAGGGCUUCCAGAAGCUGACACUUCAUUUUUUUAAUUAUUAUUAUUAUAAUUAUUAUUAUUUUUAUCGUCCUUUAUUAUUGUAUUAAUGUCAUUGUCAAUGUUUGUUUGUAUGCCAUUUAUUGUCAAUGCUAUCAUGUUUUGGGCUCAAUCAGUGGAAGUUAUGUGUGUCCAUGGUACAUAUAAUGACGACUGGAGAGCUGUCUGGGACAUGUCACACCUCUUUCCUCCCGACUCCAGAGCAUCUGGGGCGGAUGUGAAGGGCACUGCUGCUUUAGGACACCUGGGACAGUAGAGAUGUGGGGUGCAGGGUGAAGGACUGGGUGGUGAUUUGGGGAGCCUAUCUGUGGUCCCACCCUGGUGCCAUCCAGUGAGUUAGAGCACUGACUGCCCUAUGAACAAACCAGCUCCACAACGCAGGAGGACGAUGAGAUUUCACCUCAAGGACAAAACAGAAAGACAGUGGGAGCUCUAUCCUUUUAAGACUGAUGUCAGGACUUCACAUUUUUUUAAUUCAAUUAAUUAAAGAGGCCUUAAUAAAAGAGAAACUCCUUUUUUUUAAUCUCUUGAAUUUUCAAGUGCUCCCCCCACCACAGAACCAAGUGCAGAGAGCCCUUUAACUGUAACUGGCCUUUCAGCAGUCAGUCACAUUAAUCUGGCUUACUUGGAUCUUGAUAAUUUCAAAUGGAUGUAGAUAAUCACAUGCAGUAUGUGGGCGGCGGGGACCAGGAGUACUGUGUAUCGUUGAAAGGUAGCUGACACUGAGCUCAAACACCAGUGUAUUUUUGUUUCCUCACUGAGAUUGUCACAAGUUGUUGCUCUCAAAAGGACAUUCAUGUACAGCAAUUUAAAAUGUUUUCAGUUAUCAACUACAUUUACAAUAUUUAUAUGUAGGUAUUUAUAUGAGGUACUAAGUUAAAAUAGCUUCAUUUUUUUGUUACUAUGACUCUAGUUGUGCCACUGAUGUCAUUUAGCCUGCAGAGGCAUACCUGCAGAUCCACAGGUGUCGUAUUCAUUUUGUUAUUUGUCCUGUCACCAUGUCAGUGGAUUUGCCCGGGUGCACAGCAACUACAGUAGAUGCUCCUUUGUAGAUCCUUCACCGGUUGCAUCAGAAAUUAUCUAGAUUUUUUCAAUAAAGAUGUCUUUUACAGUCCCUUCAAAGAAGCCAUACCAAAAAAAAAAAUAGAAAUAAAGACUUUGUACUUAAA
Centropristis striata (black sea bass) is the source of this 2408-nucleotide messenger RNA. RefSeq names its product RNA-binding protein 38-like. The record is from RefSeq and is a predicted model, not a curated record. The coding region runs from base 210 to 944 and encodes 244 amino acids. Gene Ontology annotation, cellular component: cytosol. Lineage: Eukaryota; Metazoa; Chordata; Actinopteri; Perciformes; Serranidae. Gene Ontology annotation, molecular function: RNA binding. The transcript is spliced from 4 exons.